AUGUUGAAAUCUUGCUUUGCACCCUUCGUCUCCGAGUCUCAGGAUGAAAACGAAAAUGAUGACAGCAAUGCACCGCCGCCUUUUUUUCAACUGUUUGAAACGUUGGUCCAACACGAACGAUUUGUCGACGAAGCUUCAGGUCGUACUAUUUCCUAUGGCAUUGGCGGUGAUCCCAAAGGAUCUCCCAUUUUAGUGUUUCCGCCGCUCUCGGCCAAACACCGCAUGCUGGUCAUGAUGCACGAUGAUUUGGUCCAAGCUUCCCUCAAAGCUAUUUGCGUCAAUCGACCAGGAAUUCACGGCACUUCUCCAUCGAAGGAUGCGGUCGAUCACUUGAAUUUAGUCAUGCAGGAUGCCUUGGCCGUCUUGGAUAAGCUGGAGAUUCCAAAAGUGGGCAUUUUGUGCAUGUGUGCUGGCACCACCUACGCGCUCAAGCUGUAUACCGCUCAUCCCGAACGAACCACUCGAAGGAUUUUGGGCUUGGCACCUUGGACGCUGCCGGCCGAUUGUCCUCAUUCUCGUGGACUCUAUAAAUUUGCAGCCAAUCGACUUCCAAGGCUGGCAGUAGGCGGGCUAGUCAGCAAGAUGGAAAUGACCAUGAUGGGAUUUGUUUCCAAAGAAACCAUUGCUUCCAAGAUUGACGAGACCUGCAGCGAAGAAGAAAGCGAGUACCUCAAAGACAAGUUGUCCAAAUCGCCUCAUAAGCAAAGUUUUCCGCAAGUUCUAGAAUGGAUGAUGGAAGACUCCUCGGAACGCAAUGCCAUGGAGGUGGCUGUAUGUUUGUCUUCCAGUCAGGAUUUUGAGUUGGAUUACCGCCAAGUGGAUGGGACGAUUGUCAUUUGGCAAGGAGAUAAGGAUAACAUGGCUCCAGUUCAAGCUACCCAGUGGCUAGCGAACCAGUUUGGAACACCCGGCAAGGUAUUCUUUGUAGACAAGGGGACGCAUUCGGGUGCUCUCUUUGUUCUGGAUUCCAGAAUUUCACAAGCCUUUCACAUGUUGAAAGAGCAAUGA
This is a messenger RNA of Cylindrotheca closterium, 1008 nucleotides long. Lineage: Eukaryota; Bacillariophyta; Bacillariophyceae; Bacillariales; Bacillariaceae. The record is from the annotation of a GenBank genome assembly.